AGGCCACCUGUCUAACAAUUUUCCACACCAGCCCUAAGCCCACCAGCUCUCCCAAUUUCUGGAAUUUUUCCCAAGGUAGGUCCCGAUAUCGACGCCAGCCCAUCGUCCACCAUCAAUCCGACAAAACACCGUCAAGGUAUGUGCCGGCAUCCCCGCUAUCAUCGCUCAAUUGAUACAGUCGAUUCUAACACUUUGCAAAGAUGGUUGCCGCCAAGAAGCACGUCCCGAUCGUCAAGAAGCGCACGAAGCGCUUCACCCGCCACCAGAGUGACCGGUUCAUGCGGGUGGACUCGGCCUGGCGCAAGCCCAAGGGUAUCGACAACAGAGUCCGCAGACGGUUCAAGAGCAACCUUGCUAUGCCCUCGAUCGGCUAUGGCUCCAACAAGAAGACCCGUCACAUGAUGCCCUCCGGCCACAAGGCCUUCCUCGUCAGCAACGUCCGUGACGUCGAGCUCCUCCUCAUGCACAACAAGACCUAUGCUGCCGAGAUCGCCCACAACGUCUCCUCCAGAAAGCGCAUCGAGAUCAUUGCCAGAGCCAAGCAAUUAUCCGUCAAGGUCACCAACGCCAAGGCCAAGGUCACCACCGAGGUCUAAAUGGUCAGCACUCUUUGCGGGGCAACAUCAUCUUUUCGUGUUUUGGGGCAUCUCAGGGGUUCUUAGGGAAAGGUCUGCUUUUUGUCUGUGGUUUAACUAGCGAACAAAUUCAGAAGCUAGUGGAAUACAACCCAGAGCUCUGCUCCGUCUCACGGGCAAGGCAAAAAAAGAACAAAACGAGGCAGCUUACAACAACUAAUGCGUGCUUUGUUUCUUGGGGAAAUUCUGUCAAAAUGGGCGUUCACUUCUCACCGGGAAGGUCUGACGACCGGAAUCAGCAAAGGGUUACUUCUGGGGCAUGACAAAACCGAGGAUAUUCGACAUGAUUGGGACAGGGCUAAAAAAGCGGGCAAUUGAUCUUGACAUACUCCUGAGGCUUUCUUUGUGAUGAUAUGAUUACUGGUGUCGAGUUCUAUGUAAAAUUUGAACAGAAACAUACCAUGAUGAGCUGUUGUCCCAGCCUCAAUGAUUCGACACUUGGCCACUUGCCUUUCCUGAGAUACAUCCAAGAGAACAUCUCUAGUGCUUACUUGCCGUUUCUCUUGUAUUUGUUCUCUUUCUGAGCUCAUGAAGCAUGUCUGCAUAGUCAAUAGACUGUCGAGAUAUAGGGGGUAGAGUUCGGUCUCCAAGAAAAGCUCUUCACCGAUCCUAUCAUAAUGGCAAGCUCUGGUGUUGACUAUCACAUACGACCAUACGCAGCUGAAAAUACGGCAUCCCGUCCGCUCUGCCCGAGUCAAACAGCUGACCGGCCGAAUCAGUACUCAGGUGGGUGACCACUGGGGAAUCCUCGGUGUUGUAUGUUUUAGUCUUUUUUUUCUCUUUUUUCUUUUUUUGGCUAAUGGAUCGUUCAUCAGGGAUAGCUGGGGACCUGGGUCAGAUGUGACGGUUUGCUCAGUCUUCAUUAUUGAUAUGAUUCAGUCUUGGGGUUAAGAAAAUGGUGAAUGAUCCCGCCAUCAUUCUGAUAUCGAGAUGUGGUGCCGGAAUAGCUACAGGGUGGAGUUGGUUUCUUCAAGAAGCAAAGCUUUCUCAUAAUGGCCGGCUCUGACGCUGACUAUCACAUACGACCAUACCCAACCAAAAGUACAGCAUCCCGUCCGCUCUGCCCUAGUCAAAUGGUUGAGGGGCCGAAUCAGUACUCAGGCGGGUGACCACUGGGGAAUUCUCGGUGUUGUAUGUUUUGGCUUUUGCCUCCUUUUUUUCUUUUUCUUGUGACGGCCCG
Molecule: messenger RNA, 1815 nt
Organism: Podospora bellae-mahoneyi
Lineage: Eukaryota; Fungi; Ascomycota; Sordariomycetes; Sordariales; Podosporaceae
Gene: RPL32
Product: 60S ribosomal protein L32
Exons: 5
Coding region: 201-596 (131 amino acids)
Biological process (GO): translation
Cellular component (GO): cytosolic large ribosomal subunit; ribosome
Molecular function (GO): structural constituent of ribosome
Source: RefSeq, a predicted model, not a curated record